Messenger RNA from Xiphophorus couchianus (Monterrey platyfish), 1974 nucleotides. RefSeq names its product NIMA-related kinase 6 (gene nek6). Gene Ontology annotation, cellular component: cytosol. Bases 461 to 1390 code for a protein of 309 amino acids. Gene Ontology annotation, biological process: chromosome segregation; regulation of mitotic metaphase/anaphase transition; peptidyl-serine phosphorylation. The record is from RefSeq and is a predicted model, not a curated record. Gene Ontology annotation, molecular function: ATP binding; protein serine/threonine kinase activity. The transcript is spliced from 11 exons. Lineage: Eukaryota; Metazoa; Chordata; Actinopteri; Cyprinodontiformes; Poeciliidae.
UUUCAUUGAUUAGAUAAUAGCUCCAUAUCACAUGUCGGAGCUGGCAGAUGAGACGGGGAGCGGCGACGUUUGACCUAGUUUGAAGGAAACGCUUGUCAUAUCUCCUCCUCAUCACUUCACAGCUCAUAGGUCUUCUCAUUCAGAAAGUUUGACAACUUCGCUGGGCUCGGGAUACCCGAGAUGGGCUUACUGCCAAACACGCAGGCUGAGCUCGAGGUAUUUGUCGUUUGAAGAAUUGGACAACUAGAACCAAUGUAAACUGUCGACAUUUCUAGUUCUCCGACAGCAAGACUUAGACUGGUCUAAGUGAGUGUAUGCACACUUGAGCAGGAAGAUGAUGGUAUCCUUAACUUUUAAGUUCGGGUUGGUAGGCAAACCUCAAGGGGUCCAAGUGUGACUGGAACAGGGGCUGAAGCUGCCUCCUGGGUCUUCACAACGUGAGAGAUGAGUGUGUGUUGACAUGGAAGCACAAAACAACAACCACCCUGCUUUGGACAAUCACAACAUCCUGUGCAUGCUUGCUGCUCAGGAGGAUCAGAGAAAUGUAUCAAGCCUUCAGUUUUUCUGCACUAUGGCAAACUUCCGCAUUGAAAAGAAGAUUGGUCGUGGUCAGUUCAGUGAGGUCUAUAAAGCCACAUACCUGCUGGAUGGACAGCUGGUUGCACUCAAAAAAGUUCAGAUUUUUGAGAUGAUGGAUGUGAAGGCUCGCCAGGACUGCCUUAAAGAGAUUGAUCUGCUAAAGCAACUGAAUCACCUUAAUGUAAUCAAGUACCUGGACUCUUUUAUCGAAGACAAUGAGCUGAACAUUGUUCUGGAACUGGCAGAUGCUGGAGAUCUUUCUCAGAUGAUAAAGCACUUCAAGAAAAAGCGACGGCUGAUACCAGAGAAGACGAUCUGGAAAUAUUUUGUACAGUUGUGCAGUGCCCUGGAGCACAUGCAUUCACGCAGAGUCAUGCACCGGGAUAUCAAGCCAGCCAAUGUGUUCAUAACAGCCACAGGGGAGGUAAAACUGGGAGAUCUUGGAUUAGGACGCUUCUUCAGCUCUAAAACCACAGCAGCACAUUCUUUAGUGGGAACCCCUUACUACAUGUCACCAGAAAGGAUCCAUGAGAAUGGAUACAACUUCAAAUCAGACAUCUGGUCCCUGGGUUGUCUUCUGUAUGAGAUGGCUGCACUACAGAGUCCAUUUUAUGGGGACAAAAUGGACCUUUUGUCCCUUUGUCAAAAGAUUGAGCAGUGUGACUACCCUCCACUCCCAUCUGACCAUUACUCCAAGAAGCUACGUGACCUGGUCAGCAUGUGCAUCAACCCAGACCCAGUCCAGAGGCCUGACAUUGUCUUCGUGCUACAGACAGCCAAACAGAUGCACAUCUGGACGUCCAGCACCUGAAUGCCACUUGGAGCCCACUCUGCCCAGUCUGAGGAGCUUGGCUGCAGCUGCUGCUUCAGAAACCAGCCCUGGCUUCCAGGCCAAAAUCUACAUCUCUAGCAAUGACUCUCAAACAAAAUCUAAGAGAUGUGUUUUAGUGCACUAAGAUGUUUUUCUGUGAACACUUCCAAUCCAUUUGUCAUGAUUGUGGUAUAGAGGCACAGCAGCAGAAUUAGCAUUCAGCAGGUGUGUUUUUCUAUGGCUGGUGUCUGAUCCUGUAGAAAUGUUUGUUCCUCUCAUCAUACCUUACAGUCAUUAGACUUAAGUUCUAACUGAACAAAUGAUUGGGGCCAAAUCAUACCAGUGAGUCAUACUUACAGACUGGUCCAAAAGUUAUUCAAAUUGGAUUAGAUUGUGAAUCUGCCAAAUGAGCUGUUUAUAAGUGAUGUUUAUGAAUUUCGUUCUUAUAAGCAGCAGAGAAAAUCCAGCCCCAUGCUUAGGAAGAAUUCAACAUUUUCAGCUUUAAGAAUUUAGUUUCUACGGACAACAGAUCCUGCCAAAAUUGAGAACCAAUAUAAAAAUAAAUAAAUGGCUUGAUAAAGUGA